AUGGGUACCAAACACAAAGGUACAUUCAACCAUUUCUUUGCCCACACAACGCUGUCAGAUAUUCAAGUCGGCUUUAUAGUCCUUUCAAUAUCCCUCUUCGGGGUGGCCUGCACCUUGAUACUGAUGGUGAAACUCUUGAACUCUUUCCUCGAGAGCAGUAUCACCCGUUUGCUGAGGAGGUUCGUCAACGCAGACUUCCCAAAUUACAUGGGCUUUCUCUCAGGGUACAUCGCUAUCCUGAUCGGUACGGUUUGUACUUUUUUCCUGCAGAGCAGUUCAAUCUUCACCUCACUUCUUACCCCACUGGUCGGGAUGGAUGUGCUAUCCAUAGACCGGGUGUACCCAUUGACCUUGGGGUCAAAUAUAGGGACGACCAUUACGGGAAUCAUUUCUGCGUUGGCGAGCAACGGCGGUGAACUGGAAGAUACUUUACACAUUGCGUUGUGCCACUUCUUCUUCAAUGUAACAGGAAUAUUAAUAUGGUACCCACUACCGUUGUUGAGGAGAGUUCCAGUUACGUUAGCCAACAGUCUUGGGAACAAGACAUCUAAACAUCGAUGGUUCGCUGUUCUUUACGUAGCGGUUAUGUUUCUCAUAUUACCAGGUGCAGUCUUUGGAAUGAGUGUCGCAGGAGACCCCUACCUCUUUGGAAUCGGGUUGCCACUUCUGGUAUUGGUAGCUGCUGUCAUUUUAAUUAACAUCGCGCAGCAUAAAGCACCCCAACUUUUGCCUACCAAACUUAAAACUUGGGAAUGUCUACCAGCUUGGAUGCAUUCAUUAAAGCCAUUUGACAACAUGUGUGUUUGUGUUUGCUUAAACGAAACAAACCCUUCAAGGGAAUUUCAUGCUAGCGCUUGAAUCGGACAGAACCAACGGUACUGUAUGAAAGGAGUUUAUUACCACUGACAACUUAUACAACCAUGCAUGUUAGGCCUUUCUGCGCGAAAAGUGUGUGUGUUCUUUUUUUUAGAUGUCUAAGUGAAAUCUAAUGAAAAUAUGUUUUGUAUUUGUUUUAUAUCUGUAUGAUAGUUAUAAUCUUUCUAAAAUCAUUCGAAGAUUAAUUCGAAAAUAUAGUGAAACGGGUAGGAAAGAUCAUGGGCCGCCGAACCGUUCAAAAUCAAGUUAGUAGGGAAUUUGAGUCCCUUUAUCAUGUUUAAUAUAGGAAGUGGUUUGAACCUCGGUGACACUGACGGCAUUUGCCCCGGUCUUAAAUUUCUCAGAAGGCAUUGUUAGAGUUUGGAUUAUAAUAGAGUUUUUGGUUCAUGAUAAUGGGCUCACAGGCCUAUAUAAUUCAUUUCCCAUAGACUCGUGUGUUAAAGUAGCACUUAA
This is a messenger RNA of Lytechinus variegatus (green sea urchin), 1329 nucleotides long. Its product is annotated as sodium-dependent phosphate transport protein 2B-like. The record is from RefSeq and is a predicted model, not a curated record. Gene Ontology annotation, biological process: sodium-dependent phosphate transport. NCBI's taxonomy places the organism in Eukaryota, Metazoa, Echinodermata, Echinoidea, Temnopleuroida, Toxopneustidae. Gene Ontology annotation, molecular function: sodium:phosphate symporter activity. Gene Ontology annotation, cellular component: membrane. Bases 1 to 858 code for a protein of 285 amino acids. The transcript has 2 exons.